Molecule: messenger RNA, 4456 nt
Organism: Drosophila teissieri
Lineage: Eukaryota; Metazoa; Arthropoda; Insecta; Diptera; Drosophilidae
Exons: 6
Coding region: 455-4138 (1227 amino acids)
Cellular component (GO): MSL complex
Source: RefSeq, a predicted model, not a curated record
AGACGGCAUCUGCUGCUUCGUUUCCACGUUGUCCUGAAUUACGCAUUGAGAUGAAACCAUUAAAAGUUAUACUUGAGUACUCCGAUAAUUACCAGCGGCGAGCUCGUGAAUCACACAUGAGAUUAAAGCACACAUACCGGCUUAUCAGAUAGUGUUUAAUUUAAAGAGGAAAACAAAGAGCUACGAGUCCUGCACCACAUCAUGAAAAGUGAGAAAUCACGAUGUGCGAUUAACGGCAUCUGCGCACCGCAUGAACGCAAUAUUCAUCAGGCGAAGCUCUUAAUCGGUACUGCUCCUGCUCAAAAUACAAAAAGUAUAUAUAAACAGUGCACAUAUUACAAAGAUAAUAUGUUUGGACCCGCUCAGGUGUGCAGUGCGUUAGUGACUUGCCGCGGCACAUCGAAAUUGGCCGUGUAGAGCGUUCUUCUUGGCACAAAUACACCAUUUUUGCACCAUGAGCUGCUCGGCCAGGAACCGAAAGCGGAACAGCGGCAGCACGCUGGACGAAUACGACAAGGUCAGCACUUUGGCCAAUGCCGAUGAAACCGAGUGUACAUCGCCGGAUCCGGGGCGGGAGCCGCAAAGCAACGAACCGGAUUCGCAGACGGAGCCUGAGCCGGAACCUGAGUUUGGCCAUUUGAAUGAGACGCGACGGAAGAUUCACGAUGCCAUUGCUGCUUUAAAUGAUGAUAGCUUCGAUAAGCGCAUGGCCCGGUUGCUCAUGCAGUACGAGGGCGCCAUUCGGGAAGAGUUCGAGCGGGCACAGUAUUUGCCCCUGAAGUGCCGCAAGUUGGCGCGAAUCCUAACCGGUCUCACGGAUGUCAUCCACACCAUGGUUCAGGGUCGAGCGCUGCAGCGGGACGAGGGAUACAGGCAACGCAUGUGCAACAUUGUUGGCUUCUACAUAUCCUGCGAACUCUGCUCCGCACAGGAGCCGGUGGAAAAGGAGGAGAUCAUCAUCAACCGGAUCAACAGCUGCCUGAAGCUUUAUGUGGAGUACGGAGAUGGUGGCGCCGGCGUCCACCGGGAGCACGUGCUGCGCACUCUCCUCGCUGCACCCAAGCUCUUCAACAGAGCCAGCAUUUUGUCCAUGCUGUACAGCCGCCUCUUUCCCCACUGGUCCAUGCCCAGCGUUAUGAUUCAAGCAGAACUGCCAGAUAAACUCUACAUUGAAUACAUACUCAUAUUUUACUACUGGCAGCGUCUGGUGUCGGAUGAGUCAGUCAAGGAGCGCAUAGUGGAGUUCGCAGAAAAGUUUAUGCGACCCUCAAGAUCGCUGGCCCUAAAAAGUGUCUAUGCCCACUACUUGCCAAAGUUUACGGACCAGAAUGCGGCCACGCGCACCAUAUUGAAUCAUCUGCGAAUGAGCAGUUGCACCAGUUUGCAUGUGGUCAGCAAGGUGGACAAUCGACCGCCCCAGUCCAACGAAGUGGUUCUCAGCUCCGAUGACGAGGACAGCUGCCCGAUGUGGGACAUAUCGGGUACGCCGACAUCAUCAAUGAACAAUCAUCCGCCCGUUUUCCUCCAGAAUCUCUGCCAGAAUGCUCGCCAGUUGGAGCCGUGCAAAAGGGCCAAUGCUCUGUUUAGCGGCAUUGACAACUCAAUAGAAAUCGUAGAGCUGCGCGACUCUGACGACGAUGUGGAGAUGUUUUCUGUUAACUUUAAUGUGCCUGCCAACGUGGAUGGCAUCAAUUCGAACUCCAACUCCAACGAUUCGGCCAAUCAGACAUCGACAACGAUCCUCGGCGAGGACGACUCCGUGCCCGUCACUCGCAUAUAUCCCAGCAACCUGCGGACUUACGAAAGAGCUGUGCUUCCACCCACUACCUACACGGUGCCGCGGAUUGUGAACAGCUAUAGUUGCCGCCGGGAUAGUCUCCAUUUGGUGUCCACCACGGCGCCACAUCUUGUCGAUCAGUGUGUGCAAACGUUGGACGACGAGGAGCCGGAUCUGGUGGAGGACGAUCAAUACUCAGGCGCACACAGCCACGGCUUCUUCCCGCGAAGCAGCAAUGCCAGCGAUGCCAGCGGACAACGAACACCACUUUACCACUGCCGUCAAACUUCUAGUCAAAACAGCAACUGUAGCGAGUCAUCGCUGCUCAAGAAACAGGUUACCUUCAGUCCCCGGCACUUGGGCGCGACUACGCCGAACGCCAAGACAGGGGCAUCCAAAAAGCCAUCCAUUAAGCAGUACAAGCCAUCUUCGUCCAACGGCACAGAUUCAUAUCGAUGGAAAGAGGAGCAUCGAAAAGCCAGUGCGAAAAUGUUCGCCAAACUGGACGCCAAGAUCAAAGCCAGGAGUGAAGCUGCCAGUCAGUUAACGCCUACCACUAGCAACGCCUCCAGUAGCACACCCACAAAGAUCUCGGCCACACCCACCCGCAUCCGGAACACGCAACGAGGACAACGAGUGGCGUUGCCCACGCCGCCAGCUUCAACGCACAGUUCGAGUAGUCCCUGCCAGAUACGAAGUGCAUCAACUGACAACCAUAACUCAAACGGCGAUUUGGAUUUCAGUCGACGCCUUUUCUCCAAGGCAGCGGGCGAUGAAGUGAGCUACUACAAUCACCUGUUAACCCUGCAGCGUGAGAAUAUUCGACGACGUAGGUUGAAUAAUCAGAAAAAGAAAAAGAAUCGAAGAGUAAGCCAUAAGUUGCAAAAUGAUGAUAAGCUUAGUAUGCUUAAGCAGGCCACAAAGCGAUGUCGGAAGCUUCGCGCCUCAAAUGCAAAGCGGAAAAUAGAGGUACAGCAACUGGAGCAGGAUCUCGACACCAUUCGGAAAUCUGCGCCGCAUAAAUUGCCUAUAAUAAGACUGAAACGUUGUAAUCUCAAGAGCCGGACUCGGUCACUCAGAGCUGAAGAAGCUCCUACUGUCCAAGAUGGUAUAUGUUGUAUCAAUUCUGAUCGAGAGUUAGAGGAACAAAGAAAGGUGCAGAAGCCUAAAAGAAAGCGACACAAAAAAGAGUUAGAGGAACAAAGAAAGGUGCAGAAGCCUAAAAGAAAGCGACACAAAAAAGAGUUAGAGGAACAAAGAAAGGUGCAGAAGCCUAAAGGAAAGCGACUAAAAAAAGUGAAAAAGGAGCUAGAAAGCGGAAAUGAUUUGCGAGAACAAGAAACUAUAACAUCGCAAAUUCAAAUGAAUGAAAAAGAUACAAUUGAGAAACGCCAAGCUCCUGAAGCGCCAAGUGAGCAGGAACGAGAGCUCGACCUGGAGCAUCAACAAUUUCUGGAAGAGCAGCUGCUACAAGAGCAACAUCAAUUGGCGAUCCACGAGGAAGAGCAUAACCAUAUGGAUGAUGAACAAGAAGCGCCCGAAGAAGAAGAACUGCUAGAGGAUCAACAACCGCCGGAGGAAACACAUGUGCAUGUCGAGAAUAUAAACUUGGCAGAGAAAGGGCCACCUCUGAUAGAAGAGGAUGAGCAGGAAGCGGAAGAUCAAACUCCAAAUGAGCAGUUAGUGGAAGAUCAGCAUCAGGAAACGGAUCAAAAGGUGUUGGAGGAGCAGCCUCCGGAGCAGAUUGAGGAACUGUCACUAGAGCAGCCUCAGGAGCAGGAAGAGGAACACUCACUGGAGCAGGAAGAGGAACAGUCACUGGAGCAGGAAGAGGAACAGUCACUGGAGCAGGAAGAGGAACAAUCACUGGGUCACGAGCAGUUACACAAGCUUAUUAAGCCAACAAUGAAUGGCAAAAGGCGAAAGCGAAGACGGCGAUUCAAGCGCCCCGUUUGGACGCACGUAAAGAAUAAGAAAAAGAAGCAGUGGCUAAUAGAUUACCCAUUAGAAUUUGAGGCAGAUCCCGCACUAGAUACCUGUUCUAUUCAACCAGAGCCAGCUCCAGAUGAACAGCUAGUCGCGCCAGUUGCCGCGCCGACACCAGAACCCGCCUACGAUUUCGAUCAGGACUUGGUGCCCGAGGUGGGCAACGAGUUGGAGAUUGCUGCUCCCAUUCGCGUGGCCGAGGACGAAGACAGCACUGCGUUACUAUCGCCGUCCCACAACCUGGAACUGGUGACCAGCCACGUGCCGGUGUACUUGCUCAAUGGAGAAAGUCGCGAUGUCAGCACGCCCCUGUCCAGCAGCUCAUUCAGUGCAGGGGGUUCAGAGACAUAUGCGUCGUCGAAGGAAUUAGUUUAGGAAGCCCCUCACGCAACCCAGUUCGAGUUCCAGUUGCCGAUCCAAUUCGUUUGAUCUUGGCCUGCAAUAGUAUUUGUAUUUUUUCUUUUGAAGAAACGUCUGUAAAACUGUUGAAUCACUGUAAUACUUAGGUUUAUUGUAGUUAAUUAGGACUUGUUGAACGUUAUGAUUUUUAGCUUACAUAUUUUUUGCAAUACACUUGUCCCAUUACAGUCAACGCGUACCAAAUCCCCGACAUUAUCCUUGUCAAUUUUAAGAGAUAAAACGAAAUUAUUAGUGUAAAUUGUGCGUAAAAUAAUUAUAAUCUAAACAACAUCA